Setaria italica (foxtail millet) is the source of this 3556-nucleotide messenger RNA. Its product is annotated as cation/H(+) antiporter 15. Bases 807 to 3338 code for a protein of 843 amino acids. Gene Ontology annotation, biological process: regulation of pH; proton transmembrane transport. Gene Ontology annotation, molecular function: antiporter activity. The transcript has a single exon. NCBI's taxonomy places the organism in Eukaryota, Viridiplantae, Streptophyta, Magnoliopsida, Poales, Poaceae. The record is from RefSeq and is a predicted model, not a curated record. Gene Ontology annotation, cellular component: endomembrane system; membrane.
UAGUCCAACCAACCAACCUAGAGAAGCUUGAUCUCGCACACACAUGGAGGCUACAUCUAAAUUAACUAGUGAGCCCCUUUGCUUCAAUUCCUGGCCUAAUUAAAUAUCCUCAUCCUCGUCAUCGGUGACCUCUGCAUAGUCCUGUGCGUAGCCCUUGGUUACAUGCUGCUUGAUGAGGGCCAGAUCGUACUCCAAUUUCUUGUCACAGAUAGCCUUUUCUUUGGCAUAGUAUUCGCGGAGAACGCUUGGGCAGCGUCUCCUCACGGAAGCCAUACCAGGGCAUGUAGGGAUUUACAAUCAUGUAAUCGACGAGCCCCUGCGGUGACCACCUUCUUCUUAUUCAGCUUCCCAAGGGCCUCGGCCGGCUGGCACACCUCCGCCGCCGUGAGAUCCUUUCCGGCUGGGCCUCCUUCCCCGCCAUGCGGUCCUUGCUCCGGCGAUCCAUGAGAAAGGUCAACUCCUUCUUCAGCUCCAGGAUCCCUCCUCCGACGCCUUCCUCUUCAGGAGGACCGAUGCAAGAAGAAGAAAAGCGGCGGCUAUUGGCUUGGACCGAAGAAGAGGCCGAAUCGGAUCGAGAGUGGUGUACUUGAUCUCCAUGCAGAGCUCACAACCACAGACCAAACAAAAUGCAAGUGCGUGUGCAUGCAUGCAGUGUCCCAUUCCCACUGCAGACAAAAAUAGCAGCAGCUCCUUUCCUCCCAUGGCCAUGGAUCACUCCUCACCCCACGCCCACGCGCUUCAAUUCAUUCUCUCCUUCCCCGGCGCAUCGAUCCCAUAACCGGUAGUCAUCGCCGGCUAGGAAGACGAUGGCGUCGGCGGCGGUGAGCGACCCGCUGGCGGAUCUUUGGAAGCACAUCAUGUCGGCGGACCGGUCGGACCUGCUGUGCUUCUACCCGAGCAAGAUCACGAUGAACGGCAUCUGGACGGGGGACAGCCCCAUGGACUUCUCCCUCCCGCUGCUCCUCUUCCAGAUCAUCCUCAUCACCUCCACCACCCGCGCCGUCGCGCUCCUCCUCUCCCCGCUCCGCCUCCCGCGCUACAUCGCCGAGAUCCUCGCCGGCUUCCUCCUCGGGCCCUCCGUGCUCGGCCGCCUCCCCCACUUCUCCGACAUCGCCUUCCCCGUCCGCAGCCUCUUCAUCCUCGAGUCCAUGUCCCUCCUCGGCCUCAUCUACUACACCUUCACCAUCGGCGUCGAGAUCGAGCUCCACACCGUGCUCCGCGCCGGCCUCCGCAGCUUCUGGUUCGCCGCCGCCUCCGCGCUCCCGCCCUUCCUCGUCGGCGCCGCCGCCGGCUACGUCGCCGUCAGCACCGACGACUCCAGGAGGACGGGCGCCCAGUUCAUCAACAGCCUCUCGUUCCCCGUCUUCCUCGGCGCCACCUUCUGCUCCACCGCCUUCUCCGUGCUGGCGCGCAACAUCGCCCAGCUCAAGCUCGCCGGCACCGACGUCGGCCAGCUCUCCAUCUCCGCCUCCCUCAUCAACGACACCUUCGCGUGGGCCGGGCUCACCGUCGCCACCGCGCUCGCGCACGUGCGCUACGGCAUGGUCCCGUGCCUCUGGACGCUCGUGUCGGGCUUCCUCAUCGUUGGCACCAGCUACCUCGUCGUCCGCCCGAUGCUCCUGCGCCUGACGCGCCGCGUCGCCGAGGGGGAGGUGGUCACCGAGCUGCAGGAGUGCUCGGUGCUCGUCGGCGUCAUGGUCGCCGCGCUCGUAGCCGACGCCGGGGGCACGCACGCCAUCUUCGGCGCCUUCGUGUUUGGCCUCGCCGUGCCCAACGGGCCGGUCGGCGUGGCCAUCGUGGAGAAGGUGGAGGACUUCGUGGUGGGCACGCUGCUGCCGCUCUUCUUCGCCAUGAGCGGCCUCCGCACGGACACCGCCAAGAUCACCAGCACACCAGCGGCGGUGCUGCUGAUGGCAGCGGCGCUGGCCGCGGCGAUCCUCAAGGUUGUAUCCGCGGUGAGCGUGGCCGGCGUGUUCGGCAUGCCGCUGCACGACGGCAUUUCCAUCGGGCUGCUGCUCAACACCAAGGGAGUCAUCGAGCUCGUCAUCCUCAACAUCGGGAAGAACAAGAAGAUCAUGAGCGACCAGUCGUUCACGGUGCUGGUGUUCAUGUCGGCGCUGAUCACGGCGCUGGUGACGCCGCUGCUGGCCAUGGUUGUGAAGCCGGCCCGGAGGCUCGUGUUCUACAAGCGGCGCACCAUCGCGUGGCCCCAGCCCGACGCCGAGUUCCACGUGCUGGCGUGCGUCCACAUGCCGCGCGACGUGCCGGCGCUCCUGACUCUCUUGGACGUGGCGUCGCCCUCGGAGCGGUCGCCGGUGGCGGUGCAGGCGCUGCACCUGAUCGAGUUCGCCGGGCGGUCGUCGGCACUGCUCCUGAUCAACGCGUCAGCGCCGUCAUCGUCGUUCGAGCACUCGGCGCACGGGCGCAGCCAGGUGGAGCUGCAGUUCAAGCACAUCUCCCACGCCUUCAUGGCGUACGAGGAGAACGCGGCGGGCGUGACGGCGCGCACGGUGGCGGCGGUGUCGCCGUACGUGAGCAUGCACGACGACGUGACGUCCGCCGCGGAGGACCGGCACGCGGCGCUGAUCGUGCUGCCGUUCCACAAGCACCGGUCGGUGGACGGCGGGCUGGAGGUGUUCAACCCGGCGAUCCAGCCGCUGAACCAGAGCAUCCAGCGGUUCUCGCCGUGCACGGUGGGGGUGCUCGUGGACCGCGGCCUCGGCGGCGUGGCGGGGGCCGGGUGCACGACCCGCGUGGCGGCGCUCUUCUUCGGCGGGCGCGACGACCGCGAGGUGGUGGCGCUGGCGACGCGCAUGGUGCACAACCCGGCCAUCGACCUCACCGUGCUCCGCUUCGUCCAGAAGGGAGGAAGCUUCGCGGGGAGCGAGUUCGACGCGCUCAAGGAGCGCAAGGCCGACGAUGCGUGCCUGCGGGAGUUCCUGGACAGGGCCAACGGCAUGAGCGCCGGCGGCGGCGGCGGCGCGGGGGUGGAGUACCGGGAGCGGGGGGUGUUCAACGCGAGCGAGAUGGUGGCGCAGGUGAGGGAGGUGGAGGCGCUGGGGAAGGACCUGUUCGUGGUGGGGAAGACGCCGGGGCUGCCGGGGUUGACGGCGGGGAUGGCGGAGUGGAGCGAGUGCCCGGAGCUGGGGCCCAUCGGGGACCUGCUGGCGUCGAGGGACUUCCAGACCAUGGCGUCCGUGCUGGUGCUGCAGUCCUACGCCAGGCCGGGGGCCAUGAUCUCGGCGGAGCUGGGCCUGGGCGCCGAUGGCCUGCCGGCGGCGGGAAGGCCGCCACGGCCAGAUCAGGUCCGCAGGAAUAGCAUCGGGAAUCGGAACUAGAGAUGGGUUAGGAUACGUCGUUGGGGUCAGUGUGCAUGCGCACGAUCAAUGGCAUCUACUGUAGCAAAUAGCAACUACUCGUAGUAGCUACAGCAUGUUUGAACAGCAGUUGGCAAGGAAGCUGGACAUUUCACCUGUUCGUUGCAUGCAUGCCAAUUUCAGUUUGUACAGAAUUAAUAAGUCAUUACAUAGCUAUUAGAUGUUGUUGUUAUGGGAGA